AUGGGGUGCAUCUGCAUCUGCACCACCAGCCCAGAUGGGCCAGAGAAGGUGUCUCUUAUCAGCGGAGAAACAGAACAAAGUGAAAUCGAGAGCGACAUGCCGUGGAAAGUGCUCCUCCUCGCCUGCGCGCUGCUGCUCUUUUGCUCUGUGCUGAUCAUAAUGUUCAUGGGCACUCUGGCAACGGCCAGUACCGAUGAAGACGCUACUGGCACCGGCGACGGCGACGACAGCAGUGCUCUAACUCACGUUAUAUAUAGAACACCGAGCCGCCCUGUAACGCGAGGUACCCCAAGUGGCUCUGGUGCGAGCUCAAGAACCAUCCGGACAGCUUCACCAUUGACAAAUCCAGCGGCUAUUCCACCUCCAGGCGCCCCGCUCCCGCCUGCUGAUGAAGACGCUACUGGCACCGGCGACGGCAACAAUGCUAUGACUCCCGUUAUAUAUAGAACACCGAGCCACCCUGUAACCCGAGGUACCCGAGGUGGCUCUGGUACGAGAGCAAGAACCAUCCGGACAGCUUCACCACUGAAGGCCGGUGACAGUGGGGAUGAAGUCAGUGGUGAAAUGAGCAACAGCUAG
Messenger RNA from Dermacentor andersoni, 579 nucleotides. Lineage: Eukaryota; Metazoa; Arthropoda; Arachnida; Ixodida; Ixodidae. The record is from RefSeq and is a predicted model, not a curated record.